AGCCAUCAAAAAAUACCAAUGCCGGGAAACAACAACAACAGCAGCAGUCACCUAAAGAGGUGUCCGAGAUACGUCUUAAUUUAGCCAACGAUUGGAAAGUUUUAAAUUCCAUCCAUCAAAUGUUGCUGGAUGAGAAGGCAUUUUGUGCCGAUCCCAAGGAAUGGCAUGAGAAAAUUGUGGAUUUUGUCCAGCCGGAAGAAUUGAAGAAUUUAAUCGAUUUAAAAAUCGAGGAGAAUCAAAACCACACCCUUGAGGAAAUACAAAAAAUCUGCCAGCAGGUGAUACGCUAUUCGGUGAAAACCAGUCAUGGUCGUUUCCACAAUCAGUUAUUUGGACAAAUGGAUCCAUAUGGCUUGGCGGGCAGUUGGAUCACGGAGGCCCUCAACACAAGUGCAUACACAUUUGAAGUGGCGCCAGUCUUUAGCCUGAUCGAAACCGAAAUUGUGCGCAAAGUUUGUGAGCUGUGCGGCUAUGGUCAAGGUGAUGGCAUUUUUUCGCCUGGCGGAUCAAUUUCAAAUAUGUAUGGCAUUGUUUUGGCCCGCUAUAGACAAUUUCCAGAAAUCAAAUCGAAGGGUAUGUUCGGCAUUCCACCCAUGGUCAUCUUCACUUCGGAAGAGUCCCACUAUAGUUUUAAGAAGGCCGCCCAUUGGUUGGGCUUUGGUGUGGAUAAUUGUGUCAUGGUCAAGACCAAUGACAAGGGGCAAAUGUUACCCGAAGAUUUGGAGCGGAAAAUUCUGGAAGCCAAGUCCCAGGGCAAGGUUCCGUUGUUUGUCAAUGCCACAGCAGGAACCACGGUGCUGGGAGCCUUUGAUGAUUUCAGCCGGAUAGCUGAGGUUUGCCAGAGGCAUAAUUUGUGGAUGCAUGUUGAUGCCUGCCUGGGUGGGUCUGCCCUGCUCUCCUACAAAAACCGCCAUCUACUGAAAGGCUUAGAAAAAUCCGAUUCCUUUUCCUGGAACCCCCAUAAAUCUCUAGGUGCUCCCUUGCAGUGUGCCCUAUUUCUGACCCGCCAUGCUGAGCUGCUGCCUCAGGCCAAUAGUACCGCCGUGCAUUAUCUCUUCCAACAGGAUAAAUUCUAUGACGUGUCCUAUGAUACGGGCAAUAAGAGUAUACAGUGUGGCCGAAAAAUUGACGCUUUCAAAUUUUGGAUUAUGCUCAAGGCCCGAGGUUAUGGCAGCUUCGGACGUCUGGUCGAUCAUGCUUUGGAUAUUUCAAAGCUGUUUAUGGAGAAAAUGAAACAAAGACAGGGUUAUCGUUUGGUCCUCGACGACUAUCAAUAUUCGAAUGUGUGUUUCUGGUAUGUGCCGAAGGCGAUGAGGAACCAAAGGGAGGAUGAGCAGUGGUGGCAGAAGUUGUAUGAGGUGGCCCCCAAAGUCAAGGAACUGAUGAUACGCCAGGGUACCCUCAUGCUGGGCUAUUCCCCCUUGCAGUACCGCAACAUUGGCAAUUUCUUCCGCAUGGUCUUCACCUGUUUCCCAGUGCUGCAGGACAGCGAAUUGGAUUGGAUUUUGGAUGAAAUUGAAAGAUUGGCUGAAAGCUGUUGUCCCUAA
Musca vetustissima is the source of this 1547-nucleotide messenger RNA. Its product is annotated as cysteine sulfinic acid decarboxylase-like. Gene Ontology annotation, biological process: carboxylic acid metabolic process. Bases 120 to 1547 code for a protein of 475 amino acids. The transcript is spliced from 6 exons. Gene Ontology annotation, cellular component: cytoplasm. Gene Ontology annotation, molecular function: pyridoxal phosphate binding; carboxy-lyase activity. The record is from RefSeq and is a predicted model, not a curated record. Lineage: Eukaryota; Metazoa; Arthropoda; Insecta; Diptera; Muscidae.